AUGGGCCUCGCCCAGGUUCUACAUGAUUUCGCUAACUGGUCAACUGUCUGUGGUGUACCCCACAUCGCCAAUGCCAGGACCAGGGCAUGGCGAAUUUUCUGGUCGGUGGUUUUCAUUUGUAUGUUCAGUAUGUUCGUUUAUCAACUUUAUACGAUGAUCGUCAAAUUCAUAUCGUUUCCCAGUAAUGUCAACACCGAGAUCUUCUUUAAAGAGCAGGCUUUCCCUGUGGUUACGGUGUGCAACUCAAAUCCGUACAAAUUCUCAGCAAUAUUGAAUCAAAGCAACAAUCUCGACACUAUUAAGCACCUUAUGGAUGUCUAUGUUGGAGCUUCUAGCAAAUCGUUGACUGCAAGCGACGAAUACGGACUAUAUGCGAGAAACGAAUACCCAACCCCUCAGCUCUGCCAAUGCUAUCACCUAAAUCGGCCAUCAGUGAAAAAGUUUUUUUCUAGUUUUCUUAAAAAGUUGCAGAACUUAUUUUCAAAGAGGCUGAAGAAGUACUGUAGCCACUUAUUUCAGGAGCUCAUGAAUACUGACUAUGAAAAAGAGCAACGUGCUUGGGAUGCACUGGCACUGGAAGCAGCACAACUGGGCGAAGAAAUGCUCAAUCCGGCCCUUUACACUUUUGGAGAACUCAUUACGGACUGUACUUUUUCGGGAAAGAAAUGCUCAGCGGCUGACUUCACCCGGAUUUUCGACCCGAUCUAUGGCGCCUGUUAUUCCUUCAAUGAAGAUUCCACUCUCAGUUAUUCCACAAGCAGAGCAGGCAUGAAAUUCGGAUUGAAACUACUCAUCACAGUCAGCCAACAAACAACGUCUAUGGUGAAAGAUUUUCUACCGACGACGAAGAUGGCCGGAGCGAGGGUUGCUAUCCAUCCUAGAGGUGUACAUGCAGCCCUUGACAACAAUGGAAUCAACGUCGGAGUAGGCUACCAAACUGCCAUUUCACUUGUCUCGACGAGAACCCAACGACUGAAAGAGCCAUAUGGGAAAUGUGUAGACACCGAACCGGCCGCCACCAACCUCUACAAGGCGAUGGACUGUUGGUAUGGCGUCUCCGGCGCUGCACCGCCUAACAUUUAUAGAGUGAUAUUAGUAUCAGACUCAGAUGGAGUUCUUUCAGUGGAUUGCUUGACGUCACUUCGUGGAGAUCAGGCAUCGACAUCACCGAAUAUCUCUCCACUGCAAGAUUGUUCUUGCGGUCCGCCAUGCUCUGAGACGUCGUACCUCACCACCGCUAGUAUCUCGAAAUUUCCUGCGGAAGAUUACUUCGUCGCUACUGAUCCUACACAAGGAGUGGUUAGUAGCUGGUUUUGGGGAGAAUACAGUAUGGACAUCUUCAAUUCUUUCCAGGAUCCACGUAGGUGUCGGGAAUGGUACGCAAAGAAUGCACUUCUCUUGCAGGUGUUCUUUGAGACCUUAAAAUACGAAUCCUACACGGAAGUACCAAGCUAUGGGAUUUCUCCUGCUCUGAACGAUCUUGGUGGCCAGGCUGGUUUGUGGCUGGGAUUAUCAGUGAUUUCUGUAAUUGAGGACAUUGGAGAGGUGAAGAAGGAACUCGACCACGCCGAUAGACAUGAUAAAGCAAUGUACGAAGAGGAUGACGAUAUCGAUAUUGAAGAUGAAAUCAACGAUAAUAACAAUGAAAAGAAGGCGGAGUGA
Haemonchus placei is the source of this 1662-nucleotide messenger RNA. The record is from the annotation of a GenBank genome assembly. NCBI's taxonomy places the organism in Eukaryota, Metazoa, Nematoda, Chromadorea, Rhabditida, Trichostrongylidae.